Messenger RNA from Haliotis rufescens (red abalone), 4170 nucleotides. Its product is annotated as peptidyl-prolyl cis-trans isomerase D-like. The record is from RefSeq and is a predicted model, not a curated record. The transcript is spliced from 11 exons. Bases 25 to 1134 code for a protein of 369 amino acids. Gene Ontology annotation, biological process: protein folding; protein peptidyl-prolyl isomerization. Lineage: Eukaryota; Metazoa; Mollusca; Gastropoda; Lepetellida; Haliotidae. Gene Ontology annotation, molecular function: peptidyl-prolyl cis-trans isomerase activity; protein binding.
GCCUCGGUUUGAUUCUGCGGCAGCAUGGCGUCGGAAGAUGGGAAUCCCCGAGUUUUCUUUGACAUUGCGGUCGACGGCGAUUCCAUUGGCAAGGUGGUGUUUGAACUAUUCAAGGACAAAUUACCAAAAACAGCUGAGAACUUCCGAGCCUUAUGUACAGGUGAAAAAGGAGUAGGAGAAACCACGGGAAAGCCUCUACACUUUAAAGGAUGUCCAUUUCACAGAAUAAUCAAGGAUUUCAUGAUCCAAGGGGGGGAUUUCUCCAACCAAAAUGGCACCGGAGGAGAAAGCAUCUAUGGAGCUAAGUUUGAUGAUGAGGGAUUUCCCUAUAAGCAUGAUAUCCCAGGUUUACUUAGCAUGGCAAACAGCGGCCCCAACACCAAUGGGUCUCAGUUCUUCAUCACGACAGUGCCCACACCACACCUUGACGAUAAGCAUGUCGCGUUUGGUAAAGUCAUCAGUGGGAUGGGUAUCGUCAGUGAGCUGGAGAAUGUGGAGAAAGAUGGGGAGAGACCUAUACAGGAAUGCGUAAUCUCCGACUGCGGGGAGCUUCAACCAGGGGAGGACUUCGAGAAAGCCAAAGACGAUGGAACAGGGGACACAUAUGCUGACUUCCCCAUAGAUGCUGGCCUGGACUUCUCAUUGAAAGACAACAAGGAGAAAAUCAUAGUUAUUGCUCUUGAUAUCAAGAAGAUUGGAAACACAUUGUUUAAGGAACAAAAAUUUUCCAAGGCCAAGAGGAAGUACAGGAAAGCUUUAAGGUAUCUACACACGAUGAGUAAUCAGAUGUCGCUACCUGACCAAGAAGAAGAAGACAUUGGUCGCACACAUAUUCUACCAUUUUUUCUUAAUCUAGCAGCAUGUAAUUUGAAAUUAAGUGAAUAUGAAGAGGCAUUUGAAAAUUGUCACGAAGUAUUGGAGAAAGAACCUACAAAUGCUAAAGCUUUAUUCAGAAGAGCUCAGGCCCAAAAUGCACUUAAGAACUGGGAUGAUGCUAUAAUCGACCUUGAAGCAGCCUUGAAAUCUCAACCUGAAGAUAAAGGCAUAAUGAGAGAACUUCAGAAGACACGAAAGAUGAAAGAGGAUUACAAGAACCAACAAAGGAAAGCAUAUUCCAAGAUGUUUGCUUCCUGAAGUCCAUGACACCAAUACAAUACAAUAUUCAUUAAUGGCCUCAGCUCAGUAUUUGAAGUCGGCAUCAGUACACGUUUGUUUGAAAUGGAUGUUUACUAUAUUAAAGCAACAGUCAUAUAAACAGUUGCCCUACAAACAUCAUCACAAUCUGCCAGUUUUGAUGGAGAAACUAUAUGUUAACAACAGUUGUCAUUCAAACAGUAUAUGUACCAUCUUCACUUGGAUGGGCAUCCAAGGUUGGAUAGACAAAGAUUACUCGGUACCAGUAUGAAACUGAUAUACCAAGACCCUGGUGUUUUCAGAUGUGACAUAUCAUCUAUGAAACGCAUUGUGUGUAGACUUCAUGAUUAAAUUGAAAAUAGAAUUACUUUUCCAAGUUUGUGUUAAUUGCUAAUGUUUUCUUUUAAAUCAACCAAGAGUCCUUCUGUUUCAAAAUCUAAUGCAAAUAUUUAGGUUGUGCAUUGUAUCUCUCAGGGAUUCUGGGUUAGAAAGCCAUCUUCUCGAGGCAAGGGAGAUAACUGUCCAUAAAAGUCAAGUUUCCACUCUUGCUGAUCUAGGCUUGAAUUAUGGAGUUAUAUUUUCCCUGGACUAGCAUGUGUACCUCCCAACUCGGCGUCAACAGAUAUUUUCCACAUCUUUUUCCAAAUGUUUAUUUGAUGUACUUUGGGAAGUAAGAUCCGUUUUAUCACAAUAUAGAUUUUGAUUUUCCAUCAGACAGCGGUAAAACUAACAUUUUUAGUCCACUAGUCCUUAUAAUGAUGACAAAGAGGAAAACCCUUUAAAAAUGGCAAAUUUCUACUAGUCCUUAUGAUACCUUAACUGUUAGGCAGUUUUGCAAGGACUACAGGACUAAUACCAAUUUCUUACGCUGUAUCAGAUCGUCUUGACUUGGCACUGCCAUUUUGUUUAAAGCAAAUGCAAGUAAUAUGAGAGGUGGAAUCUGAUUGGUCAAUAGGACGGACUUAGAAGGGACAUAACUUGUAAUAGCAAAUGGUGGCACAAGAUCCAGCCUAGUUCAGCAAGGGUGGAAACUGGACUUUUACUGUCAGUUUACUCCCUUCUCAGGAAUAUGGGUUUGAGUAGGUUCCUAGCCACCUGUGCUGGUGGACUAACCGAAUCCGGUUGUCUGAUUCCAUGACUAUGUUGAUAAGUGUGUCAUUAUUCCUGGUGACAUGGAUAGUUGUUCAUAAUAUCAUUAGUUUUGUCUAGACUUUAUUAUCAACAUGCAGACGCCCUAUAGUUGGUGCAGUGUUAAACAACAAAAACCCAAAGCAAACGUAUAUACAUGUUAUAUCUCUAUGUUGAUAUUUGGGGUGCCCUAGCUUCAGUUUGGGUACCUGUUAAACAAUUUGUACUCAUCCCAGCCCUAGUCACUUUGUAAGGUGAUAAGAUACAUAUCACAUGGGUUUAAAGUUCACAAUACAUUCACAGAGCUCAAUACUUGUGAUACUGUGGAGAUCUAUUUCAUUGUCAAAAUUUAAGAUUUGUCUUAUAUGGAAGUAUUGGUUUGGAUCAAGAUGGCCAUAAUAAGUGAGCAAAAUGGCAAAAUAUGUAUAAAACAUGUUUACUUAACCAAAGAAUGAAAUAUAUGAUGUCAGUUAUGCCAUAUCUUAGCCUCUAAAACAAAUUUGUACCAGUGGCCAAUUUGUAGCAGAGUUGCAUCCCUUAUUGGUGCCAGAAUCCGAUACUUGUGUGUUUCAAAUACCAGACUUGUGCUUCCGAUGAUUAUUUGUCAGCAGGCGGUGGGGAAGCCUAGAUGUAAAAGCGUUCACUUGUCACACCCAAGACCUUGGUUUGAUUUCCAACAUGGGUACAAUGUGUGCAGCCCAUUUCUGGUGUCGCCUGCCCAGACAUUGGUUUUAUGCUGAUUUUAUAUAUAUUUCAACAUUCUCACUCACUCACUCACUGGUUUGUGGGCACACCAACCAUGCUUUGGGGUUUCACCAAGUGCUAGAACCUACUGCCUUCCCCUGACAUUCAGCUGACACUCUCUGAUGUAACUGAAAUAGGUUCAAAGCAGCCUUUAACUCAUCACAGGUAAGCCAAGGUUGGAGAUUGUGGUUUGUGGUGACACAUAAGUGAUGUGUGAUCCAACUGCUACAAGUGAAGCUGAUGGACAACUUUGUCAAUUAAUGUAACAUCAUUGAGUUACUGUGAUCAUAUUUUUCCCAUGAGUGGUAUCCAAAAUGUGUCAUGUCCUAUGAUUAUUAACGCACAAAAGGAAUGCUUUCAUUGGCGUCAUUUCAAAAAUAUGUUUCCUUCAGCCCAUAUAACCUUUCAGGUGCCACAAGUGAGGCAUACUCGUUCUGUACUAGCUGAAUAAUUGGCGCUGGUUCAACAGAGUGGCGCUCACACAUACACAUUCGUGGCCUCUCGUGCCACUCCGGACAAGCCGGUUACGGAAAGGGGCGAGCGGGUCGAAUGAGACUUCUGAAAAUUUUAAUAACCAAUGUAGUAUCAAAAUAUCAAGAAUAUAAUGUGAUUGUUUGUUGUCAAUGUCUUUUAACGCCUAUCUUAAUUACGUCUGUAAAACAGAUAAAUGUUCAUUGUUGUCAAUGAAGAUUGUAUUGUAUCAUACUACGGAAAGGCAAUUUUAUUUGUAUUUUUUGGAUCACGGUGUUUUUUCUCCCAAUGUCAGAUGUCGGAGGAAGGAGUUUAAUAUAGAAAAUGACAGCCUCAACCUUGGUACUUUUUUUAAGUUUGUAACUCUAUGUGAAAUAUCGGAUUUUCUCGGAGUUCAUUUCGGCAAAGUCCGUGCAUGAAACACAAGGCCAUAACUCCACAUAUCUUAUGGCCAUACUCGGCUACCACGGAUCGAAUUGGUGCAUUUAAGACGAAUGUCUAAUAUUGCCAUCGUAUAAGGGACCAUUUUUCUUAAGAUAAUCGGUAAUCAAUUUGACAAAAAUAUGGCAUGCAUAUCCGUGACCGUGAUCCAAUAAAUAAAUAAAUAAAUAAUGGCCAAAGCACAAGCCAUAAUAUGUUUUCUUACUGCUGAAUUUAAUUCCUGUUCCUUAAUAAAGUCUGCUUCAUGGUUCA